AUGUACCAAAAUUUUAAUAUAGAAAAUAACUUAAUGUCAAGGAGUCCAUAUAAGAUGGAAGGUCGCGCUGUGCUUGAUCGCCUCAGCAGUACUACAUUAAGUGAGGUGACACUGACGAGAGACGCCGAAGGUUUGUAUCCCGUACCGCUGGACGUCGGGACUUUCUCCGUAGUAGCAGCCAAUGCUACUUGUGGCGAUAAUGGUGCGGAGGAAUUUUGCCGGGAUACGCCUGGAAAGCGUGGCGUAGUGUGCGACGUAUGCGAAGGUCUCGAUGGCUCCCCAUCCAGGCGACACCUUGCAACAUUUGCUGUGGAUGGAGAUCCAGCUACUUGGUGGCAGAGCCCCACGCAGGCUAGUGGCGAAGAGUUUAGUCACGUCGAGUUUGUUGCUUCCCUGCCUACCCAAUCUGAAAUUAUGACAGAAAUUAAUUUAAAUAAAAACGUCACAGAUACAGCAAACAUAAAGGCGAUUCCAUGA
Parnassius apollo (apollo) is the source of this 477-nucleotide messenger RNA. Lineage: Eukaryota; Metazoa; Arthropoda; Insecta; Lepidoptera; Papilionidae. The record is from the annotation of a GenBank genome assembly.